Phyllostomus hastatus (greater spear-nosed bat) is the source of this 1668-nucleotide messenger RNA. RefSeq lists its product as uncharacterized. The transcript is spliced from 5 exons. Lineage: Eukaryota; Metazoa; Chordata; Mammalia; Chiroptera; Phyllostomidae. The record is from RefSeq and is a predicted model, not a curated record. The coding region runs from base 853 to 1668 and encodes 271 amino acids.
UGUGUUCUUUCCAAUGUGCUCAGUCAAGUUAGGACUGAAAGUGCCAAAGUUGACAAGGUGUGCCUGGGGGAGGUCAGGUGAUACCUGGAAAGGGAGGGGCGGGCCCAGGCGAGCGGGCGGUGGUGGCAGGAAAGAGGAAGGACAAGGCCCUGGUCACUGAUGACCGUCGACCUGGUGGAGGUGCCGACGGUGGCCCUGAGCCCAGGAAGUGCGGACGUCGGCAUGGGCCUGCCCGUGCCCCUCUGUGGGGUGGAGCCAUCACCUGCCCCCUCGGGGGCUGCCUGUCCCCCAGCGCUGUGCUCCGGGGACACCCCCAGGCUUCUCCCCCACCCCCCGCUCGCACUACCUCAGGUCUUCCAGCUCGGCCGUGGGGAAAGGCUUGUGUUUGAACGACAGGUGUGUACUCACUGCCGAAGCGAGAAGAUUCGGGCUGGAGGAAAAGCCUGAGAGACGUUUGCUGUCGGCGGAGGCGCAGCCUGAACAAAACGUGGUUUCCACGGGACGCUGUGUUCAGUGAGUCAGAGCGUCGGCCCCAGGCAGGGCCCCGAGGGCCCCCUGGCCUCCUGCCUGCCCUCCACAGACGGGGCCACCGAGAACCAGAGGAACAGCGCACGGCGCCCGAGGCUGAGUGUCCCCACACCGGGCCCCGGGUGGUGGCGGAGCAGGAACUCCCACCGGAAGCAGAGCUGCAGCCCAGUGCGCCGGGCAGCGCACCUGCUGGUUUACCUGCAGCACAGGUGACACAGGUCGCCUCCACCCAGGUACGGGGGGCCCUCUCACGCCACAGGGGCCUGUCCUGAACGCUCAUUCCCCAUCCCCACCAUCCCUCCGGGCUCCAGCGGAAGCUUCCAGAUGUCUCGGCGGCCGCGGGCAGAACUGCGCCUGGCCUUGUCCCUGACGUGCGGGAUCACGGCCGGCUUCCCCCGGCAGCAGGAGCCCUUCACGGCGGACGGCCAGCGCAAGUCCGCUGCCAGCAGCAGACGGGUUUCUCUGGAGCCCAGACCCAGUCUCCCAAGGACAGAGGACAUGUGUCGCAAGCCAAGGAGCCCCGAGAACAAUAACCACUCACGUCUGCGCCGCCACCGGAAAGCUGCGGCCUCAGGGUGCCGGCUGUGGCCCAAACCCACCGAAUGGCAGCGGGGGGGGCUGAGCCCCCCAACACGCAGCACAGCUUCCCGAGGUCGGCGUGCCUUGCCCUCGCCUGGUCUCAGCUGCCUUGUAGGAAAGGCCACGGCCUUCCUUCUCCACAGUUGGUUUUCCUGCAAAACAACUGCUUUCCUGCAAGGAGCUGUGCAGUCAUUUGAAAGACAGACCCCCCCCACGCGUCACACUGACGUCUCCAGCGGCGUCACUCUGAGCAUGCGAACACGUGUGCAGCGACCAGUCGUUUGCUCCUCCCCACUGACGGGGGAGCGCUGUUCUGAUGUGGGGCGUUCGCCCGUGACUCCCCGUGGCACUGUCUCGACCACGACACGGAAGCCCUGUGGCUCCGUGUUUGUUCCCGUGUUCGCAGCGGAACCUGAAGACAAAAGCCCAUCGAAGCCACAUGCACGGCAGCACCUUGUCACGGUUCGUCCCUUUGCCCCCGAAGUGCCAACGGUGGUGUCUGUCACCUUCCUCAGACGUGGGGUGCGGGCCCAUGGACCCCACAGCCCAUGGACCCUGUAG